AUGUCGGGCUCUAGGACAACUUUGCCGGUCUUCUUCGAUAGGACAACAAGCGUGGGCUCGACGGCGUUCUGGUUGAAAGAGCCACACGCGCUCGCAGCGCUAAACUCCGAAGGAGCAGAACAGGAAACGAAAGAAGCUGAGCUAGCACGUGCUGCGCAAGCCGCCCUUGAAGUCGCGCAGGCUGCGUCCCGCGAACUUCUGAGCGAUUUACACAGCGUGACAAAAUCCCUUGGCUUCUGGGAAACAAAGCUACACGACGCACCACGUGGCCUUUGGUGGUUUUUUUUUCUUCAGACCGGACCUGGGACCAAAAGUGAGCAACGGAGAAGGUUGCAAGCAUCGCCACAUCUUCGCAUUGACACCAAAGUCAGAGCGUUGUCAACGAUUCAGUUCAACUUAGCUUCCGCGGUCGGGGAAGUUCACAGGCACGCUGGCUUGGUGGCAGCUGCAUGGGGUAACAGCAACUCAGAGAGGUUCGAAGCUGGAUUUCUCCAGCGCACGUUGCACGAGUCCCUUGAAGGACUCCUGAAAACGAUGCAAACCGUUAGUCAAUCAAAAUCUUCGGUUCCAAGCAAUUCACAACACGCCACGCAACAGGACGGCCGCCUGCCGGGCAGUCAGAGUCCUUUGAGCAAGGCAGUCAACACGGAAUUCUCGAGAAAGCAACAUUUUAGUAGUAAACUCGGCGAUGGCAGACCGGCGAACCUACCGUUCUUGAAAAAUUCAAAGUCAAAUAAACAGGACGGUAUCGACGACAUAUGGCAGUUGGUACAUCUGCUAGAAUGCGAAGGAAGUAGAGCAUCUUCGAGUGCAAAAAGUAUAAUAGCAGCCAAUACAAAGCCAGGGAAAUGGAAGCGUCGCUGGAUACUGUAUUCUAUGCUCGCAUCAGCUGCUGGAGUUCUAUCAUACUACACAAUCAGAAAUAGCCGGCUUUGCGGCUCUGAUAAUCUGGAAAAGAUGAUGCAAAACAUUUUCUCCGCGAUAAGCCGCUUUUGGAACACACAUGCUGCAGUUCCAUUGAAAGAAAUUCGUGCCGAGCUUUCUCUCGCGUUUGAACAGAGCAAAGAUGUCGUCGGAAGCCAGCAGCUCGAGGUAACUUUGCAUUUUCGUCCGCAGGCAACGAAACCUGGCUACAGUGCUGCGCUUUAUCGAGCUUAUCGAGCUGUUGGAGGAGGUUCAUCUGAUGAGGGCUCAUCAGAGCCACCGGAUCCUUUCGCACUAGUCACCGCUCGUGUCGAGGAAGAGUUGAAAAGUCCGCUCCAAAACAUGCUAGGGCUUCUUCUCAUCCAAACGCAAGUCAUGAAAGUAGACAUGGAAAGCGCUCUGAUGCAAAUGGACCAAAUCAUGCGAGCAAAUAGACUGAACUUCUCUCUGAUGGCGUGCAUGCCCGCGGUGCUUGUCGGUUCGUCAUUUUUCUCCAUUGCCUCAACUUCAAUCGGUAAUGAGCGUACAAUUAAUUCUUUUUCUUCUUUUACGACAUUUUCUCAUACAUUAGGCACGCGAAAUUAUCGCACGAGGACUCAAAGUCGCGAAGAUAUGAGGAUGCUUCUCGGCGAAGCAGAGAGGGCGCUCGCAGAACUGACGUACAGCAGGAACAAGAGUUUCGCUAGUGGAAUGUUGCUCUAUGCUCUAAACACCUUGUUCCAGUCUGUUCAAAAACAUCGAAACUGUUUUUCACCUGCUGAGUGGCGAGCUGUUCGCCUGGAUAUAAUGACGAUGUCAGAUAACGAGGUUCCGGUUGAAUCGAAACUGAAUGCAGUUGCUCGACUCGCUCGAGUAAAAGCUUUUGUUCCUGAACCGCACCGAGUGCCGCAAAUUUAG
Molecule: messenger RNA, 1821 nt
Organism: Micromonas commoda
Lineage: Eukaryota; Viridiplantae; Chlorophyta; Mamiellophyceae; Mamiellales; Mamiellaceae
Exons: 7
Coding region: 1-1821 (606 amino acids)
Cellular component (GO): mitochondrial outer membrane
Source: RefSeq, a predicted model, not a curated record